This is a messenger RNA of Orcinus orca (killer whale), 2700 nucleotides long. It is a transcript of the gene ACADL, whose product is annotated as acyl-CoA dehydrogenase long chain. Gene Ontology annotation, molecular function: long-chain fatty acyl-CoA dehydrogenase activity; flavin adenine dinucleotide binding. Lineage: Eukaryota; Metazoa; Chordata; Mammalia; Artiodactyla; Delphinidae. Gene Ontology annotation, cellular component: mitochondrion. Gene Ontology annotation, biological process: carnitine metabolic process, CoA-linked; fatty acid beta-oxidation using acyl-CoA dehydrogenase; long-chain fatty acid catabolic process. The coding region runs from base 210 to 1502 and encodes 430 amino acids. The transcript has 11 exons. The record is from RefSeq and is a predicted model, not a curated record.
CCACCCGCCGGACCACAGGGGAUCGCGGCUCCGGGCUCCGGAAGGGCGCCCAGGGUGCAUCUACCAGAGCGGCUGCGCGACGUUUUUCCGGCGGGACUGCACGGAGGAAGGUUCUGGGGACAGUCCGCUGGCCCGGCGCCUGGCCUUGCGCGCUCGGAGUCACCGAGAAGACGAGUCCGUCGCCCCUGCCGCCCCUCGCUGUCCCAGCCAUGGCCACACGCCUCCUCCGCAGGGCCCUACGCUUGUGGGGCGGCCGCUGUGCGCCGAGCGUGCCGCCGGCAUCGAGAUGUUCUCAUUCUGGAGGGGAGGAACGUCUAGAAACUCCUUCUGCUAAAAAAUUAACAGAUAUAGGAAUUAGAAGAAUCUUCUCUUCAGAACAUGACAUUUUCCGGGAAAGUGUAAGGAAGUUUUUUCAAGAAGAAGUGAUUCCUCAUCACGCAGAAUGGGAGAAAGCUGGAGAAGUGAGUAGGGAGCUUUGGGAAAAAGCUGGAAAACAAGGACUGCUUGGUGUCAAUAUUGCAGAGCGUCAUGGUGGCAUUGGGGGGGACUUGUACUCGUCAGCUGUUGUUUGGGAGGAGCAAGCAUAUUCGAAUUGCACAGGCCCAGGUUUUAGUCUUCAUUCGGAUAUUGUCAUGCCCUAUAUUGCAAACUAUGGCUCAGAAGAACAGAUUAAGCACUUCAUCCCCCAGAUGACUGCAGGGAAAUGUAUUGGUGCCAUAGCAAUGACAGAGCCUGGGGCUGGAAGUGAUUUGCAAGGAGUGAGAACAAAUGCCAGAAAGGAUGGAAGUGACUGGAUUCUCAAUGGAAGCAAGGUAUUCAUCACUAAUGGGUGGCUAAGUGAUGUUGUGAUCGUAGUGGCAGUCACAAAUCGUGACGCUCGCUCUCCUGCCCAUGGCAUUAGCCUUUUUCUGGUGGAAAAUGGGAUGAAAGGAUUUGUCAAGGGACGAAAGCUACAUAAAAUGGGACUAAAAGCCCAGGAUACUGCAGAAUUAUUCUUUGAAGAUGUACGUUUGCCAGCACGUGCCCUACUUGGAGAAGAGAAUAAAGGCUUCUAUUACCUCAUGCAAGAGCUUCCACAGGAAAGGCUACUGAUUGCUGAGUUGGGAGUUUCAGCCAGUGAAUUCAUGUUCGAAGAAACCAGGAACUACGUUAAACAAAGAAAAGCUUUUGGGAAAACAAUCGCACAUAUACAGACAGUGCAGCAUAAGCUAGCAGAAUUAAAAACACGCAUUUGCGUAACCAGAGCUUUUGUGGACAGCUGUCUCCAGCUGCAUGAAACGAAACGUCUGGACUCUGCCACUGCUUCCAUGGCGAAAUAUUGGGCAUCUGAGUUACAGAACAGUGUAGCUUAUGACUGCGUGCAGCUGCAUGGAGGCUGGGGAUACAUGUGGGAGUACCCAAUUGCAAAAGCUUAUGUGGAUGCCCGAGUUCAGCCAAUCUAUGGUGGUACCAAUGAAAUAAUGAAGGAGCUAAUUGCAAGAGAGAUCGUCAGUGACAAGUAGACAUCUGCCCACAUCCUGGAAUCCUAUUACAACUAAUCUGGUUUUAAAUCUACUCAAGAUAAAAUACAACCUGGAAAGGGAGGGAACACUAAACAUGUUUUUAUAUGUUCUUUCUACAGAGAAAGAAAUCAAAUACAAAUACAAGAUUAACACAGUGGGAGGAGAAAUUUUGAAUCGAAAUAUCCUAAAGUUUUCUAUUAUAAAGGUUGGUAGGAUCCUAAACCUUUCCAAUUAAAAGGUUUAACUUUUCAUUUUUUCUAUAGCUAAAAGGCAAAGAUUUUCUGAUUCUAGAAGCCUUAAUGUUUCAUUUAUCCUUAAAAUUCUAAGAGCAUAGUCACUUAGAUCUUUAAAAUUGAGGCAGAAAUAAUUUUGUUAUUAUACUAUAAAAAUGGGAUUAAUAAUAUUUACAGCACAUUGACUUUAAAAAGGAAAAAUAAAUAUAAUUUACAAUGCAAAAUAUGUUUAGCUAUCUCUUAGUCCAAAUUCCUCCAAACAGUGGUUUCUACCACCCUAUCCUAAACCUCUGUUUUUAAGUAAUGAAACACUUUCUUCAAGCCAAAGCUUAUGCCAAGUCCUUGUGAAAUCCUGUUGUGUGAAGAGCUGCUCUGGUUGAAGCAGGAAGCCUUCCUACCUUAUAGCCUUAGAAUCACUAGACUCAGCGAAGCAAAUCCCCACUAGAGAAUGCCACUGGUUGCCUCAACCACUGACCCCUGGGCUUUCAACAGAUUUCCAUCCCAGUUUAAUUUCUAGGAGAACACAGAAUAAUCCAUCAUCCUUUAGUUUCAAGAUAUUGGUGUAUUUAUAGGUAUCAAAACAGUGACUUUUAUUUUGGAGCAGUGUAAUUUUUUAAUUAAUUUAACAGAUUUACACUUUGUGUCACCUAUAAGCCAGGCUGUUAAAAAUAUGAUGAGAAAUAUGAUUUAAAAAAUUGGCAAGAUCCCUGCUAAUAAGUGAAUAAAUAAGUUGUAAUAAAUAAGGUAAGAAGCAAGUAAAUAAAAUAAUUUCAAAUAAUGAUAAAGGCAGUAAAGGAAAUAAAGUAAGCAUUUAAAGUAGGAAAGUGAGGAAAUGACGUUCAGUUUGAGACUAUUAUCAAAAAAUAAGCCAUUGAUUUGUAAACUGCCAGCAUCAUUUUAGUACUUGUUUUUCUUUGCAUAUAUUGCUGAGACAGUGAAUAAAGUAGUUUUUAAAUGGAAAUAAA